Rhododendron vialii is the source of this 2640-nucleotide messenger RNA. RefSeq names its product pentatricopeptide repeat-containing protein At2g30780-like. Gene Ontology annotation, molecular function: mRNA binding; protein binding. NCBI's taxonomy places the organism in Eukaryota, Viridiplantae, Streptophyta, Magnoliopsida, Ericales, Ericaceae. The transcript is spliced from 3 exons. The record is from RefSeq and is a predicted model, not a curated record. Bases 129 to 1673 code for a protein of 514 amino acids.
CUCUCUCUCUCUCUCUCUCUCUCUCUCAUCAACAGCAGCUGCCUUCCUUUCGACAUGAAUGGAUAAACCCUUGACAGAAACCCUAGAACGAUGAAUGUGACUACUAAACCCACAUCCAUUACGAGAGAAUGAUGAAGCGAGUGUGGAGGAUAAAAUCAGACGCAGCAGCAGCUCAAUCAGAACUCUCCUUCCUCCACAGAACAAACCCCACCAAGAAACCCCUCCCGAACCCCACACUCCUCGCCAGAACCUCCGCCCAGAGAUUCUACUCCUCCCAGUCGAAUCCGUGCCCUAACAACUCCUUCCCCAACAUCGCGGGGUUAUUCGCCGACAAGUGGAGUUAUAAUCCCGAUUCCAGGGCCAGAGAAGAUCUCUGCACCAAGGUCUCUCGCUUGAGAGACGAUUUGUUGUUUAACGCGGAUAGUAGCGACCGGAUUGUUAGGGUUUUGGAAGGAUUGGGGGAGCCUUUGUUCAGGAGUUAUUCUGAUGGAUCUGCUUUCGUUGAGCUGUUGAAGCAGUUGCGUUCUUCGCCUUCAUUAGCCCUAGAGGUUUUUGAAUGGAGAAGGAAACAAGCAGAGUUUGGCAUUCCAAUGACACCAGAGGAGUAUGCCAAGGGUAUUGCUAUUGCUGGUAGAAUGAGGAAUGUUGAUCUUGCGCUUGAAAUUUUUACCGAGGCUGCUAACAAGAGACUUAAGACCACCUCUACAUACAAUGCCCUUAUGGGUGCUUAUAUGUUCAAUGGUUUUGCCGAGAAGUGUCAGUCAUUGUUUCGUGAAUUAAGGAGAGAUGGAAAUUGUUGUCCUACGAUUGUAACUUAUAACAUACUUAUAUCUGUUUUUGGUCGGUUGAUGCUUGUAGAUCACAUGGAGGCAACUUUUCGUGAGGUAGAGAAUUUAAGACUCUCUCCUAAUUUGAGUACAUACAAUAAUUUGAUUGCUGGAUAUAUUACAGCUUGGAUGUGGGAUAGUAUGGAAAAAACAUAUAGAGUUAUGGUAGCAGGCAAUGUUAAGCCUGAUAUUGUUACCCACUCACUAAUUUUACGAGGGUUCGCACAUUCUGGUAAUUUGGAAAAGAUGGAAGAGCUAUAUGAGCAUGUAAAACAUCAUAUUAAUGAGAACGAAAUUCCAUUGAUCAGAGCUAUGAUAUGCGCAUACUGUAGAAGUACUGACAGAACUAGAGUUGAAAAGAUUGAGGCUUUAUUGAGGCUUAUUCCGGAAAAGGAGUAUAGGCCUUGGUUGAAUGUUUUAUUGAUUAGGGUAUAUGCACAAGAGGAUUUGUUAGAGAGGAUGGAGAAUUCAAUCAAUGUGGCAUUUGAGCAUAAUACCUAUGUAACUACUUUGGGUGUGAUGCGUUGUAUCAUUUCUAGUUAUUUCCGAAGCAAUGCAGUGGACAGGCUGGCAUAUUUUGUAAAGCGGGCGGAGUGUGCUGGUUGGAGAAUCUGCCGGUCCCUAUACCACUGUAAGAUGGUCAUGUAUGCAUCACAGAAGCGCAUUGAAGAAAUGGAGAGUGUUCUUUAUGAGAUGGAAGAUAUGAAUUUGGAGCGCACGAAGAGAACACUUUGGAUACUGUAUAAAGCCUACACCAUAUGUGGUGAAACGUACAAAAUGCAGCAAGUGGUAGGAAUGAUGUUCAAGCACGGUCAUGAAAUUCCUUUGGACUUAUUUCCUCCAUAGUGCAGUUUGGUUGGACAGCAUAGCUGUGCAUUGUGCUGAAACAGUUGAAUAAGCAUUCAGCUAAUAAUUGGAGAAUGGUUGCGGAAUACAGGUUCAUCUAGUCCAUUGUUAUCCACCUGAAAGGGCACCAGAAGUGAUCCCAUGAUAUGUCUCGUGAAUUUGGGCAGCUCACUGGUGUUCUCUGCAGCUUUACUGGACAAGUCCAUAGUACUAUUGAAUAUUUGGAUGCUUGCAACAAGGCACAAUUCGAGAACGUUUGCAUUCGAACAGUGGGCGCUCAUCUUGUUUACCUAGGAAUACUGGGACCGAGACAAAAUGUUACCUCGGUCUGAUAGGAAAAAUAAAGUGAUACUGGUAUUGCUUGCUGCUUCAAAUACCUCCUGGUGGUUUCUUGAGGUGAUUUUCAAUAACUCCGCCAGUAUGCCAGACUUCUCGUCAAGGAAGAAAUAGUGUUAGUCACCGUAGAUGGGGGACUGGUGGAGCACUUCUCAAAGGGCAGGGGCAGUGUGAGUUCUGCGCUCGAGCUGGUAACCUUGUUAUGCAAGAUGGGAAGUCCUUUCUUGCCUCAUUUGCUGCUGAGUAUCGUGCUCGCUUGCUUCAUUAACAUUGUGUUUUCGCAUUCAUUUUCUCAAUGUUUUGUUGUCUGCAGAUAGUUUUUUAGUUAUUCUGGGGAUCAAAAUGAGCCUGCAGCAUCAAAAUGGCCUCUCCAAACUUUACUGUUAGAUACUAGUGUCGUGCUCAUUUUAUACUGUGCAUGAAACUUAUGUUGAAGAUUGAUUCCGUAGUAAUGUUUUGAGUUUUUCUCUUACAGUUGCUUAGGUGGGGAGCGGGCAGGUAGGAGGGCGAUGAACGUGUUCUUCUACUUCUUGUUUUUGAACAAGAAAGUGUCAUUCUUCAAGCUGGCAAAAAUGAAGAGAAUAUUCUUGAAAUGCAUUUGAAGUUUUGAACCGAAAAAUAUGGUUCCAUG